AGCAGAACGCUGGCCGAUAUUCUUUGCUGACAUCAAUGAUGACAAAUAAAUGAAUACCAGUAGGUAACGACGAUCGUCUUUAGAAGAUUCAGGUUUGCGGUGGUUAAGGAGUCCCAUCCUCCACUGAAAUCUGCCUGAGGAAAGGGAUGGUCAAUCUCGGGAUCUCCAAGGUCGACGAUGCGGUGGCUGCAAAACAUCCGGGUUUGCAGCAGUACGCUGCAUGCCAGUCACGUGCGUUCAUGACAGGAAUGGGGACCUUUAUUUUCGGCACAGCGGGCUUGUUCGUCUUGCAGAAAGCCCUGCAGAGGAGGCUCCCUUACCCGCUUCAGUGGAACCUGCUGCUCUCAGUGGUGGCCGGCUCAGUCUGCAGCUACACAGUGACACGCUGGGAGACCCAGAAGUGCUCGGACCUGUGGAUGUAUCUGGAAACAGGCAGCUACCCAGACAGGACUCCUGCGAGCGAGGAAGCUCCUUCCACAACAGAACCUGGUCCUAAAACCACGCGGUAUGGGGAUGUGAUGGAAUAGCAGAAGAUGUACCGCUGUCAGAAACUUGCACACUCAGUCACCAUGUCCUGUUAUGGAUCUUCCUGGUAAUCAAUUUUUUCUCGAACAUCCAAGACCAAUUGCUUGUCGAGUGUGGUAGCAUGUGCAGUGUUAUUGACUGAGAUUACAUUCAGGGUGUAUCUCUGCCCUGUGCCCUCUGCUUCCUGGGUUAAACUCCAAGCUUAGCUGCAUUCAUGCAAUGGUAAGGCAGUUAUGAAAACGCACUGCUCUAUUUUACCGACAGGUGGUGCUAUUUAGUUUACUUUCAGCGUUUUAAAGGGCAUGUAUGGGAAAUCUAGGUGUAUGAAGAUGUACAUGUUGUUUUUUAUUGUUAACUAAAAAUUGGCUGUAUAAAUUUCCUGUGUAGAGCAACAAUAAAAAAGGCUGUUUCCCUACAAGGAACAUUUCACUUUGAUAAUUAUAAUCACUGGUGGGUGCCCUCUGUCUGUACUUUUUGUUUGUGCUGGCAUUUAUCAUUUAAGCAAACUAGCUGCUAAAUAAGUGUGAGUAAUAUCCAUCCAUCCAUUUUCCAAACCACUUAUCCUACUGGGUCGCGGGGGGUCCGGAGCCUAUCCCGGAAGCAAUGGGCACGAGGCAGGGAACAACCCAGGAUGGGGGGUCAGCCCAUCGCAGGGCUGUGAGUAAUAUGUACAUUUAUAUUAAAAUGAAUUGAUUUAAGGAUCAUGCUGUAUCGGUAUGGGUUUGCUUUAUGAGAUGUAAGGGAAUUAUUAAACUAUAAAGCUACGAAAUUUAUUUUUCAGAGAAAUCAGUAAAUAUAAAAUGUUGGUAAGUGUAUAUGGGGCGCUGAAGUGUAAUUCUUGCAGUUUUUGUUAUAAAAAUAUAUUAAUAAAAACAUUUGAAUAA
Messenger RNA from Brienomyrus brachyistius, 1409 nucleotides. RefSeq names its product transmembrane protein 141 (gene tmem141). The coding region runs from base 147 to 527 and encodes 126 amino acids. The record is from RefSeq and is a predicted model, not a curated record. The transcript is spliced from 5 exons. NCBI's taxonomy places the organism in Eukaryota, Metazoa, Chordata, Actinopteri, Osteoglossiformes, Mormyridae.